AUGAGCUUACAAAAAGAUCCUAUGUUAGGAGAUAAAAAUGACCAGAAAAAAGGAACACCUGUAGUCACAAGUCAACCAGUACCUACAGUUCCAUUGCAAGAUCAUCCAACAAGUUUGAAAUGUCCAAAUUGUCAUCAAGAAGUUGUAACGCAUAUUAAAUAUCGCAAUGGUUUGUUAACUUAUGUAGCCUGUACAACUUUAUGCAUUUUCGGGUGCUUCUGUGGCUGUUGCCUUAUACCAUUUUGUGUAAAAGUAUGUAAAGAUGUUGAUCACAAAUGUCCGGAAUGCGAUUGUCACAUUGGAACAUAUCACACAUUACAAGAAAAAUUUGUGAAAUGA
This is a messenger RNA of Schistosoma turkestanicum, 339 nucleotides long. The record is from the annotation of a GenBank genome assembly. Lineage: Eukaryota; Metazoa; Platyhelminthes; Trematoda; Strigeidida; Schistosomatidae.